AACCAAUCUCGACAGGACCAGUAUGUGAACCGUAACAGAUGCCCUCCAAGGGUGUUUAAUGUGAACGAUUUGGUCUUUGUGAUUAAGUUUUCGCAGGCUACUGGGAAGAUGGAUCACGGCAUGCGCGGCCCGUACAAAGUCACACGCGCUCUGCCAAGUGGGCGGUAUGAGCUGCGGUUGUUGGCAAGUUCCUAUGGGAAGACGACGCAAGCUGCUGCACAGUAUAUGGUGCCAUGGAAAGGGGAGUGGUGCCCUGAGACUUGCGCUGCAUUCUUUGAGCAAGGCGACCUGUCCGAGGACACCACCACCCCCGCUCACCAGGACCCAGAGCCAGUCGCUGGUCCUUCCCGUCCUGCCAGCGAGACCCGCGAGGCACCCGCGCAGCACUUGCCGGACAUAUCAGAUGCUGUCGAGGACGACGCAUGAUCAGGAUGGCCGUGUUGGAUCCUACUACCCUACGUAGGAGCAAGGGCCGGGCGUUCCCUAUAAAAGCGCAGCGAACGGUGGCGCAGGCCUCUUUUCUCGGCUGGACUCGGUGGCGUGCGGAAGCUCUGCUCGUGGUGUAAUCUGCUGUUCGGUAUUUGUGUCUUUCUUUAAUAUCUAUUGUUGAUUUGUAUAAUUGGUAAUAAUUCUGUUCCUCUGUUUGUUAAGUUUGG
Plutella xylostella (diamondback moth) is the source of this 656-nucleotide messenger RNA. RefSeq lists its product as uncharacterized. The record is from RefSeq and is a predicted model, not a curated record. NCBI's taxonomy places the organism in Eukaryota, Metazoa, Arthropoda, Insecta, Lepidoptera, Plutellidae.